GUAAAAGUCAAGACGCAGCUCACCCACAGAUUACAUAGAUUAAGUCGCAGUCUCCGUUUAGUUUGCUGUUUGGUGUGUCAUGUUUGUGUUUGUUUUGUUUACGUUCUAAUAAUUUGCUUAUUUGGUAAAACUAAGUUACUUACAUUAUCUAAAAACAUAACAUUAAACAAUUUGAAUUUGUAUCACUGUGUUGUGCUAAUGUGCAAUUGAUAUUUUUUACUCAAAAUUGGCAAAAAUAACGGCUGAAUCAUCUAGUUAAUUGUUGUUGUUGUUUUUUUACAAUCGACUCAGUUUUGUUUGUUUUACUUGACAAAAUUACAACUUAAGAUCCCAGCAACGCUCCGAACAAUGAUCCCAGCGAUAGCGGCACGAUCGCGAUUGGCCUAUAAUCGGCGGUGAUGGAUAACCAUCGCAGCUGAUUGGUGAAGAUUGCCGUCCGGCGCUGCUAUUGGACGAAUAUGUCGGGGCUUCCGUCCAGCAACGAAGAGGCCAUCAACGGUGUCGACGUUCGGGAGCAAGGCAGCGCUUUAAGGGUGGCAACCAACACUCCACAUCUGGUGAGCCUGGGCACGGGCCGACUGAGCACCGCCGUCACGCUACACCCCAUCAAGCAAGGUCGAGUAACAAUAGGCUCAGAUCCGACAUGCGACAUCUACGUGGUGGGUACCGGCGUGGCAAGCGUCCACUGCCGCGUGGAGAACUCCCACGGAGUGGUCACGCUGUACCCCACCAGUGGGAGCACGCUGCUUGACGGGUUGCCAGUGGAUAAGCCUACCAGGUUGUCGCAAGGCAGCAUGCUAACCAUAGGCCGAUCCAACUAUCUCCGCUUCAACCACCCCGAGGAGGCCAAGCUCAUGAAGUCUGUCCUACCGUCGGCUCACGUUUCCAUGGCUCCCGUGCAAUUCCAACCGAACGAACAAUGUCUUACUACAGCUUACAUGAACCACCAUACGGACCCAAACAACCAAUGUUACCAACACACCAACAUACAAAACGUGUACAGAGACACCUCACUAACGCAACUAGAUCAAGAACUAGACAUGACACUCAGAGAAAUGACAAAGAAGAAUAAAAAACCACCAGUUGCGCCCAGAAAACCGUACAGAGACUUAGACCAAUCCGAUUCUAAUUCAGACCAAGAAACAAGGCCUAAAGUGUCAAGUAUAAUGGCUAAAGUGUCCAAGUUCGAAUACUACGCGAAACAACAGAAAUGCAUAGGCCGAAGUCAAUUCUAUACGAGCAGUGAAAACGAGAUAUCACCAAAAGUCUUUAGCGCUAACUCCGUUACAGUCAACACUCCAGCUAAAGACGUCCUCGGUGGUAAAACUAUGCCAAACUACAUUAACAAAGUGAAACAGGAGCAAAAAGUAGUUAUGCUGAACGAAAACAACGCUUUAGACCCGAAGAAGUGCUCGUAUGCAAAUGUCGCCAUUAAGAACAAGACCAAAAUUGAUGAUAUCGUUAGAAAUUUCGAUGACAGCACUAGGAACGAAUAUAGAUUGCCCAAGAAAGUGAACAAUGAUCAAGUGAACAGUGAUAACUUAUACGGUAGAAUCAACGUGAAACAAGAACGUGACAAGUAUAAUAUUGAUCAGUGUAAGAAUAACGUUGAACAGUGUAAAAAUAAUGUUGAGCAGUGUAAGAAUAAUGUUGGACAGUGUAAGAAUAAUGUUGAAAAUUACAAGAAUAAUGUUGAGAAUUGUAGAGAAGGCGACGGCUAUGGAAGGAUAGGGGGUGGGGAUAGAAACGUUAACUCCGGUAACAAAGCGUUAUCUUUACCCUCGCCUGCCUUCGAUAGAAACCCGCAAUAUUCACCGGUGUAUGCCAACUUUCAAUACGACAGGAGUUUUGAGGCUGAACACAUGAGAAAGAAGGCCUACCAAGAUAGGAUAAAAGAGGAAGAACAGAAGGAGGCAGAAACGGCACGCCUCGAGGAAAUCCUCAACAUGUGCGCGGAAUAUGAAAGGCAAAUCACUUCAGGCAUCCCGAUCACGCCCACAGAGAAGCGGUCCCACAACAAGAUCAUAACGAACGGUUCGUUGCCACGCAGCGUCGCCAUGAACAACCCGAACUUCGUGCAGACCAGCGACGGGUAUUACAAAUUCGAUACUAGUCACAACCGCAGUAAUUCCCUGAGCAAAUCUCUGCCUAUACAAAGGAAUCUCUCUAGUUACGAAAACUUUGACACACCACAAACGGAAGCUUCAACUCCCGAAGUGACAAUACCGAACCAGAAUUACCAAAACGUCGGCAGAAUGGACGAAAUCGGCAUUCCAGUAUUCGAAGAUGAAUUAUCUAGUCCUAUCCUCAUCAGAAAGUUUAACCAAAGUGAUAAACCGAGCCUUUCUUCCCCCAUAGGAAGCCCAUACGAAAACGUGUACUACAGAAAUAACUACAGCAACUUCAAACCCAAAUCCCCUAACACCCAAAGUCCUAGAACUCGAAUAAAAACAACUUUCGCCCACAAAAACUUGCCAUCUCCCCAAUAUUUCAUAUUUCCCACACCCCCGCCUAAAGAUGACACUAAAUCCCCCCCGCCUAAAGAUGACUUCACCCAAAACAGUUCGCCCGUUAAUGUAGAAAAUAGUCCAAUCAACGCUAAGUUAGAGUCUCCUCAUUCUCCUAAAGAUAUUAAACCGGUGAGUCCUAAGAAAGAAGGAAUAGAGAAACAGUUAAGUCUAGAAGAAGAAAUACCUAUGAUUGACGAUGCAGAUUUGACUAAUGAUAUCGAAUUCCGAUAUUCAAAAAUCGUUACGGAAAAGGGUGAAGAUCAGAAAAAUGAUUCUCCAAAGGAACCUGAAAGCGUGGACCAGAUUUUGACAAAGAAUUUGAGUUUUGACGAUGUAAAGAAAGAGUUGAUGGCUGAUAUUCCGGAAUUGGAGGAAUUCGAAAAGGAUUUGAAGCAAAACAAGCAGGACAAACUUAUAAAACACAUCACGGAGACUGUAAGAAAGGUUGAUGUAGAAGCGGAUUCCAUAGACAGCGCAGUCAUAGACGACAACGUGGACGAAUUGAAGACCAAAUACGACACUUUGAAGGACGAGCGCAAGAAACUAGUGUCCCAGAUUCACGAAAUCAAGUGUAAGAUGACGGAGAUAAGGUCACAGGAGGACGAUAUACUGAGAGAGCUUGAAAUGGAGAAAGCUCUUAUAAAGGGUGAAUACGACUCAGAAAUAGCGAUACUGAACAUAGAACAGAAGAAGAAACUAGAAUUAGCGGACAAAGCGAAAAAGAUAGAAGAAGAAAUAAAGCAACUGAAGGAGAAACAGGAAGCAAGACAAAACGAGAUGCGAGAUCGGGUCGAAGUCGCCACUAUGAAAGUUGAAAGGUUGGAGAAAGACUUUAAGGAAAAUACGACGACAUUGGAAGAACUUCAGAACGCUCAAGAUAUUUUGGACAAUGAAACGAAAAUAUUUGAGGAUUUGGAGUUUCAACAUUUGGAAGAGGAGUCUGAAUUAUUGGCCAACAGAGAAGACUUGCAAAACGAAAUAGUAUUACUAACCAAAAAGAUUGAGGCGCAGAAAUCUCGAAUACUAAAUCUCAAAUCCGAAGCGAACAGUAACCUCACGUCUGCAUUAGACGAAACCAAAGUGCUAAGGGCCGAGUACUUAAAACUAUUGAACAACGUAGAAGAGUUGACUGGUAAAGUGCAAACCUUGGAGAAAGAAUUGAAACCGAUUGUGAGCAAACUCAACGACAUCGAUCGAACACAAUCCCCUGAUAGCGCCUUCUACACAGAUCAGACAAGAGCAAAAUCCGGGGAAUUCGGAUAUUCCCCCCAAAGCUCUGACAGUGACGAUUUGGACCUAACCAGAAUAUCCGAAGAUCACACCAAACAGCUUAAGGACAAAUUCAAUUCGAUCGAUCAGAUGUCCCAAUCGAUGUUCGUCGAAAUCGAGAGACGAGUUAUUGGUGAUAUCGCCGAGCCGAUCGACCACGAGAAUCGAUACAGCGAGAGUCCGUCUAAGACCUCUACUUCUUCUAAAGAGAAGAAAGGAUUUUGGGAAAGGAACUUCGAUUCGCUCAAACGAAAGAAUAAAAAACAGAAAUCACCCGAAAAGGUCGACAUCAUGUCGCAGAGUUUGAACGAGAACAUUUUGUUCAAUGAAAAUAUAGAAAACGAAUUUGAUAAAUUCAACAGCUUGAGACAUUCCAAGAAGAAGGAGAAGAAGGAAAAUGGCCCUGUUAAAAGUAAUUCUUCGUCUAAAAUACCGACUUUCGCUGCCUUAGGAAAAAUAAUAAAAAAGGAUUCCUUCGGCAAAAAGUCUAAAGAGAAUUACGUUAAAAACGACGACGUUGCCGAGAACAAUAUCAAAAACCGUUACAUUAAAAAUGCAAAACCUGUAGCUGCUGAUAAUAAAUAUAUCAAGGCUAAAUCUUUGUCUCCCGAUAAAACGAAACAGGAAGAUGUUUUAAAAGAGGAAACAGCUGAAGAAUCUAAAGAAGCCACAAACCAAAAAGGUCACAAUGUAACGUUUGAAAAUCUUAUUCGUCAGACGUCCAUAGACAACAGCAAUAAUUCUGCGAAGAUUUAUCACAGAAAGAGUUGUGGCGAUGAGCCUAAUAUUAAAGAUUUACAGAAGAAGAUAUCUGAUUCGGGCAAGAUUCCUUCCCAAGACGACAUCGAUAGGAUAUCUAAAGUGACAAUGGAUGCUCCGAUCCUGUCCAGUGAUACGGACAUGAAUUCUUUAGGGAAAAGAACUUUGGAUAGUUUGAUGGAGAUUGAGAGGAAGAGAUUGGAAAUGUUGGAAGAACAAGGAUGCCAAGUGAUAGAAAACGAAAGGGAGAAGAUAUCGGAACUGAAACGUCGUGUCCAAGACGAGACCAAAAAGCUUUGGGACCAGAAGUACCGCUCUGAGCAGUCCAAGUCAUUCGACGAAAGCUACCAUAGUACGAACAACUUCGAUAUCAGAAGCGACAGUGGAAGAAACUUCGACAGGCCCGAAGACACUAGCCUUAUUGACGAUAGCUUCAUGAAUUCCAGCAUGUUCGAAGAUAGUUCGGGGCUUAUGUCAUCGUCGAUCGAGGAGUUGCAAGUGCGGCAUUCCCGUGGCGAUUCGUCAGAGGACAAACUCAGCGAUGACAGCAGACCGCUCAGCCACGCCUCCGACCUCAGUCGGGACAAUAUAUUAUCAUUGGCCAACGCGCCUCGUCGCAGCCGGCGCGGCGUGGCGCCAUGCAUCGACGCUCAGCGGCCGCUCACGAGAUACCUGCCCGUCGACCGGGAUGACUUCGAUCUUCGGAGACACGUCGAAACAGCGGGUCAUCAGAUUGAGUUGUGCCCCUACGUGAGCGUGAAUUCCACAUCAUGUCGCGGCUAUUUGCUCAAACUAGGUGCCAAGUUCCACUCGUGGUCCAAAAGGUGGUUCGUUUUUGAUAGAGAAUCGAAAACGUUCGUAUACUACUGGGACAAGGGUGAGAAGAAGCCGCGGGGCGGCGCUUACUUCCAAGUGAUAGAAGAAGUUUAUCUAGACCACGGAAACACAUCCAAAUCUCCGAAUCCUUCUACAACAUUCAUAGUGAAGACCCGACAACGACGAUACUAUCUAAUGGCGCCAUCUGGCGAAGCUGCCCGGAUAUGGAUCGAUGUCAUAUUUACUGGGGCACAAGGAUAUACGGAAUAUUUAGAGUGAAACAUUGGAAACUGGACACUAUUCUAAAGGAAAUAAGAGUGAAAAUCAGUAUGGAUCGACAGGGGCACAAGGUAACACGGAAUAUUUGGAGUGAAACAUUGGAAACUGGACACUAUACAACAGGAGAUAAGAUUGAAAACAAUGUUGUCAUCGACCGUUGGUUUUGCUUAAUUUAAAAGCCCUAACAGUUUUUAAAUAUCCACUAAUUAAAUGAAAAUUAAAAAUGUAUGGUAUCGUAAUAUGAUGAAAACUACCUAAAUUGGUUUCUUAAAGAGGUCGAUAAUAAUUUGUCAAUUAUUUGUAUUUUACUUUGCUGCUACAUCCUUAUAUUAAAUUUCAAAAAGAAGAAAUUUUAAUAUGAAUCUGUAUUCUGGAGUAAUUUUUGAUAUCCAGGCUUAUACAAUAGUAGUUAAUUGGAAAAUGCCUCUUGAACUAACUUUGAAACUUUGUACCUAUAUAUUUUCACUUCGUUACACUUUGUAACAAAUUGAAACAUGUUGUUAUGCCAAUAUACAACAUAACUGCGUUGAUAUAAAGUUUAUUAUUCCAUUACACUACCCAAUGAAUCUUUAGUGCUGCUGAGCUUCUGGUGUUGCUAGUGUAGAAUUAUUUUUUUAAUGAUACACGAAAUGUUAUUUUUGUGAAAAUAAUAAACUUCCAGUGUUACUAGUACAAAAGUAUGUUUUUGAACUAAGUGGUAUUUUAGUUCUAAGCAUUUUGUAGAAAAUAAAGACAGCUUAGAAAUUUUUACUCUUGCGAAAGGGAAGUUAAUAUUAUGUUGAAUGGAGCCAAAUUUGAUAAAAAAAUUAAUCAUCGAUAAAAGAAUUUUUCCUUGUUUGUCUAUAAUAAAAAUCUAUCAAUAAUUUCUCGUACAAUAUAUAUAUAUAAAUAUUAUCUGUGUGUGUAAAAAGGUUAUUUAAAUAUAUAUUAUUCUUAUAGCAAGUAAUAUCAAAAUCAAAGGUUGUACCUUUUUUAUAUAUUAGCAAAAAUUACCAAUAAAAACAUAUUUACACAGUAACUAAAAAAUCACUAUUGACAAUAUUUUGACAAUUAAUUUGUGCCAAUAAUAUUGUACAAGGAAUAAAGAGGCAGCUAUUUUUAUAAUACAUUUAACCAAAAGUUGUUGGUGCCUUGUAAAAGACUGAAUGCUUACAAAAAAAAUUGACUUCUACCGCAGUUUAUACUUAUUUAAAGCGACUUAAGCAAUGAUAUUUACGAUUGAUAUAAAUGUGUGUAAUAAAUAUCGUUGGACUUAUAAGACGCGACUAUAUAAAUCAAGAUAUACCUACUUCGAGUAAGCAUGAUAAAGAAAAUGGUUAUGAUUGAAACUAUUUCUAUCCCAAAACCUGAAGCCGAUUUUUAUUUCAACGAUUUCAAUAAAAUGAUUGUUUUACAAUCUUUACACAAUAUCCUAAUUGUUUUUGGAUGGAGCAUGUAUGAAAAAAAGAUAAUUUUGCACGUAUAUCGUAUGUAUGAAUCAAUGUUACCAUAUUUUAAUUUUUAAAUAACAAUUCUACUAUUCUCGUAAUUUUUAAUAUGGUAACACAAUUUAUAUAUGUAUGUUACCGUAUUAUUUUACAUUAUAAAUAUACUAAAGCGUAGGUAUAUUUAUUUUGUUUAGUUUCCUUUAGGAUGUUAGUUUACUUGCAAUUUUCGAGUCUGUUGACUGAUAAUGUAAGUCUAAUAUAUUAAUGAAAAGAUCUUUGUGAGAAAUUAUUAUACACUUAUUAUACUAUAUAUUGUAUGAUAACUUUACCAAUUUUAACUGUAAUUAUAAAUAGCUUGUUUAAUAAGUACAAAUUUGUGAUUUGUGUUUUGUUGAAAUACCAGUUUAUAAAUAUAUUUUAAAAGUUGGAAUGUGUCGUGUAAGUGCAAGUAAUGGUUGAUACCAAUAAUAUGAAUAUUUUAAGGUCACAAUUUAUUAUUAACCAGGCGAAUAAUAAAAAGUAUUUUAAACAA
Chilo suppressalis (striped riceborer) is the source of this 7592-nucleotide messenger RNA. NCBI's taxonomy places the organism in Eukaryota, Metazoa, Arthropoda, Insecta, Lepidoptera, Crambidae. The record is from the annotation of a GenBank genome assembly.